Messenger RNA from Alligator sinensis (Chinese alligator), 4202 nucleotides. Its product is annotated as Krueppel-like factor 15. Gene Ontology annotation, biological process: regulation of transcription by RNA polymerase II. The transcript is spliced from 5 exons. The record is from RefSeq and is a predicted model, not a curated record. Gene Ontology annotation, molecular function: DNA-binding transcription factor activity, RNA polymerase II-specific; RNA polymerase II cis-regulatory region sequence-specific DNA binding. Bases 2838 to 3977 code for a protein of 379 amino acids. NCBI's taxonomy places the organism in Eukaryota, Metazoa, Chordata, Crocodylia, Alligatoridae.
CUUGAGGGAGGGAGGGAGGGAGGGAGGAAGGAAGGAAGGAAGGAGAGAGUUUGCUUGAACAGAGGAGGUCCAGGUGAGAGACUUGGCUAGUGAGCAAAGGGGCGUGUGAAUAUGUGGCUUCCUCCACUUGCGUUUUUCUUUUAUCCACCUCUGCCUUUUGGGGAGAGCAGUUCAAGGAAAAAUCCCCCAUCCUUAGACACCGUCUCUACCCAUUUCAGACCACCCCACCACCGAAUGCUCCGAGGUGUCUUUCCUGUCCGUGCCCUGUCCCGCUGCAUGGGAAGGAUGCCUUGCUCUCAUUAUUUUUUAACAAGCCCGCCUUGAACUUUCCCCUCUCUCUUCAUUUAAAACCCAGUCUGUCCCCCCUGUAUUUCCUUGGCUGUCAGUGCCGCUGUGAAACAGGACAGCCCAUUGCUGCCAGUGCUGGACAAACUGAUCAGACUUGUGCAUCUGAGCUGGGAUGACCCAUAGGACUUUAAAGGUCAGUACAUGAGCUACCUCAGUCACAAGAAGCAGGGAAGAGGCUCUCAGUGCUCAUUUGUGCCCACAGGUUUGCACCUCGGGUUGUCUGACUCCCCCUUUCCACCCUCUCUCUUUGGGGGUACCAGAGGCUUUGGUCCUUAAAUGUAGCUUUCCGUUCCAGUGCGUCCUGCCUCAGAGCCAGGUCCACCCCUGUUUGCAGCAGUUUUUCCACCCCCCAGGCUCAAGAGCACAGAGCAUCAACUCAGCUGGCAGGCUCGAAUUCACCUGCAGUGCUGGGGAGCGUGGUGUCUGGGUAGCUUAGAGCAGGAGCUUGCAAGCCAGAGUGGUCGCCAGUGGCAGAAGAAAGGGUGCGGUACUGUGUGCUGCUUGUCUGGCGGGGAUCAGAGCACAGGUAAUGUCGGCUAUCACCUCUCUGCCUUGGUUGAGGAUUUGCACGCAAUAGGGGAGCUCUCAGCAGUGCAACGGGCAGUCUGUGCGGCUGCAGCACGGACAGGAGCCUCUGCGGGAGUGAAGAGCGUGGCCCACAGCCCAGGCCUUGGCCCUCCCGGCAACCCGAGCUGUGCCUGCAGCGUGGGCAGAAACCAAGGUCAGGCUGAGCAACCCAGUGCCUCGUUGCCUGAGCUGCGAGCCAGCAAAAGCAACCCGUGAAAAAAGACAAGGCCUUGCCCAGGCCGGGCGAGACAAAGUGCCUUCAGUGUGACGGAGGCGUGGGAACGGCAGAGCCCUAGGGUGGAAGGCUCUGCUGAAGGACAAGGUGUUCCUGUUUUGGCAAGGCUGUGUCACACGGUGCUUUCGGCGCCAGAGCUGAAGCCGGCUCCCCUGCUGCCCGCAGACACUGCCCAAACUAGCUGCUCUUUCUCCGUCUCUCUCUCUCUUUUUUUUUUUUUUUUUUUAAUUUGCUUUGAGCAUGAAGGGGCUUUAAAAAACUUUCCAAAUGAUAAUCCCAGCGACACUUCACCACGGCCAGGUUAACACACUGCAAUGCAGAUGUGAAAAGGGGGAGUUGCUUGCUUGCUCGCUCACAGAACAAAUGAAGGCAGGAAGUAUAGGAGACCCCAUCGACGUAGAGCCGCAGGAGAAAUCUUAAGGAGACAAAAAAGGAAUUGCCUCAGCUCAGAGUUCACGGCGUCCAGACGAACGCACUGACGUGUAAUGAGCAUUGAGCAAGAAACUGAGUCCAUGCUUGGGUGUAGGUAGGGAAGUGGCCAUUUGCUUGCUUGUUUUCCAGAAGCACUGAGCCCCUUUCAGAGAUGGUGGGUUUAUUUAAAUGCCCAAGCAAGUGUUUCACUUAAGGUUGAUGGUCCCCGAGUGCUCUGGCUCAUCCGACUGUCUGAGAGACAGGUGGAGGAGAGAUGAAGCCCUGUUUCCAGUGUGCCUGGGUCCUGGCCCUGUGUUAUGUGACCCCGGCAGUCUUUCCUGCCCAGAGCCGGGGGGCUGGCCCCGAUGAUCUCACGAGGUCCCUUCCAGCCCUGAACAUCUGGAACCUGUGAAUCCGCUAUCUUCUCUCUCCCAGUGUAGCAUAGACAGGCAUUUUCCAAAGGCAGCGGGGGCCCGGCUCCAGCUGACAAGCCCAGCCUUUGUCUGCAGUAGCAUGGCCAGAUCUGGCCAGUCCCAGGAGGGGCAGGUCCUGUUUGCAGAACGGGCAUUGCCAGUUCCCGUGUAGCCAAGACACGAUGUCGGGGGGGGGUGGCCGUGUUUACUUGUGAAAGGAGAGCUGAGCUGGGUGAACGUGUCUGUGCACCCCGGCACUUCACCCAGGGCUAGUGCUAUAUCCCCUCCCUAUAUCCUGCUCUGGGCUCAGCCAGGGAGCCCCUCCUCAGAGCCGCCUAGACUAUGGGGCUGUUUUUGUGAAUAAGCUGAUGAUCGUGUGGGAGUGAACGGAGCUGCUGGGCGCCAGACUGAGAGACGGCGUGAGAAAGAUCAGAGGAAGCUAUAGGAAGAGGUUGUUCAGUGACGAAGAACUGCAGUGAUGGGCUAGGACCUGCUUUGCUAGGCACCGUACCAACACAGAGCCAGGAGACAGACCCUGAUCCCUCCAGCGAGAUCAAUCCGUGCUCAAAGCAAGCAGCUGCUGCCACAGGCUGGGAGUUGACCACAGGUGCCGAAACAUUAAGCCCAGCUCUCCCGUGCAGCAAAACAUCUCAUGAGCACCAAGGCAGAUGAAGGACCGGAAAGCCUAGUGCAAAAUGCAUGCGAGUACCUCAGCCAGCGACCCGAGUCACGACCAGCGUCCACGAACUAUGGGCUAAGGAUUUCCCAGCCUCGGGGCUGCCAGCUGUGCUGCCACCCGCCUGACUUGUUACGUACCCAGCCAGUUCCUCGGCUUCACGUGAGGAGGGGACGCUGGCCAACAAAUGGUCUCUGUGAGUCGCAGCGAGCCACUACCCGCUUCCGACUCCCCGACUGACUCGCUGAGCACCCCUCAGCGAGACAGCAUUACUGCAGCUCUUCAGACCAAGAUGCCGCCCUCGAUGCUGCUGGAGAGCUGCAAUGAGGGGGUGCCCAGUGUACCAGAGGGCUCCGCUGUUCUGUUUCCAGAUGGCAUUGGCCCCGUGCAAGAUGCUCCUCUCCCUCCGUCCAAGUUUAAGAAGGAGGGUGAGAAACCCCAAGCCACCAUCUAUGAGGCACACUUGAAGCUGCCUGACUUCUGUUCCAGCCUCUCCCGGGACUUCAUCCCCACCCUGGAGGAGAUUGAGGAGUUCUUGAAGGAGAAGAUGGAGCUCCUCAAGGAGGAACUGGGUGAGAAGCAGCCGGUGGGAGGCAAGCUCGAGUUCAAGUCGGAGAUCAACCUGGGAAACUCUGGGGUGCAGCUCGUGCCCAGGAUGGUCACGGAGGGGGAUACAUCAAGCCCAACCCAGGCUGUGUUGGUGCCCGGGGCCACGGAUCUGGUGACAGCUCUCGGGAGCAUCCCUGUUAUCCUCCAGAUCCAGCCCAUCCAGGGGAACCGUGCGAGCCCCCCUCCCCAGGAGGCUUUGGGGAGCAUCAAGGUGGCACACUUGGUCAUCAGCGUGCAGGGCCAAAGCCUGACCCUUCUCCCUCAGGCUGCCGAGCCCCCUGGGACUGUCUCGAAUCAGAAGUACAUCAAAAUUGCCCCCCUGCCUGUGGCUCUGAGGCCCGGGGAGCUGGGGGCUGUGCGAGCGGCUGAGGCCACCCCCAAGUGCCAGAAGGCUGCCUCUCCCAUUCUCCGUGUCCACCAGUGCUCCCACCCCGGCUGCAGCAAGACAUACACCAAGAGCUCCCACCUCAAAGCACAUUUCCGGCGCCACACUGGAGAGAAGCCUUACAUCUGCCUGUGGCCCAACUGUGACUGGAGGUUCUCCCGGUCGGACGAGCUAUCCCGCCACAAGCGCUCCCACUCCGGGGUCAAGCCCUACCAGUGCAUGGCCUGCGAGAAGAAGUUUACCCGCAGCGACCACUUGGCCAAGCACAUGAAGAUCCACAAGAGCCAGCGCGGAGCUGGGAGCCGGACAGCUCAGGGCAUUGGCAGCAGUUAACCCUCUUGCUCCUGCCUGAUGUUGCCGGGGUGGAAACCAGCUGAGCCAGAGGCUGAACAGCAGUGCAAGCAGCCUCUCCUUUGGCAGGAGAGGGAAGGGACUCUUUGUGUAGGCUGUGGACGAUCCAAGGUCUAUCUCUGCCCAGUAGUGCCUUAUAGUCGGGGCCUGUCUCUGAUGGAGCCGUGUCCCCUCUAAAUACAUAUCAUAUACAUGAUAGAAGCCUCU